AUGCUCACAACACCAGUUGAUAGACAGGACAUCCUUGAAUACCUGUCCUUGUUCACUGACCCUAGCAAGAUGAAUGCAGAUGCGGGUGCCACAGUCCAUCCUUUGGACGUCGUCAUGAAUGCCUUUCAAGAUACUUGUGCUGGAAACACGUGCCAGAAGAUUCAUACAUUUUUGGAGGAUGACAUUGGCCCACCAGCCGGAUCAAUGGAUUCUCGUGUCAACGUGAGGGUGCCGUUGAACGCCAUCCGAAUCCAUACUCCUGAUGAUGGGCUUCCAGUGAUCGAGGACUUCCUCACAACGGUCAUCUGCUUCAUUUUUUCAGGAUCACGUUUGGACAGGGAGCCUUUGGACCUGACAUUUGUCUCCUCCAGAGGUGAGGAUACAGAGCCAAUGGAUGAUUCGCCAUACAACCCGAGCCUCUCAGUGAAGAAAGGCUUCACUCGGCUGACCGCUGGGCUUUUUCUAGUCCUCCUUGCAUCAGAUUUGGAUCCAGAUAUUCAACCAACUCAGGCUUUACAGAUGAGCUUGCGAUUUGAAAAGCUCAUGGUGGAAGAGCGCUUCAAGGUCAGCUUGGAGGAGAAGACAGAUGUGGAAUUGCUUGGUAUGCUAAUUGACAGAUACAACACAUACAAAUCCAACCUGGCGAUCCGAAAGUGGCAAAUCUCAGAUGACAUGAGGAGGAGCAUCGAGGGCAUUGUGAUUGGAAUGACUCCGACCACAAAACGUUUGAUUAGAAGUCAUUUAGACUUCAACAAGUGGGAAGAGUCAGCUUACAAUGAGAGCAUUCUCAAAUCACGACGUCACCGUCUACAUGAGGGAGCGAAGGGUGUCAGUGGCCAAUGGGUCAUGAUCUUGACAGUAUCAGAGGCCGCUCAAGAGCUUCACUUCAAAAAGUACAACCAAUGGUGGUCUGUCAAUGCACGACGUGUGAAGCGAUCUACCAGGAGCCGACUGAGAUGGGGUGAAGAAGUGUGGUCAAGGCAUGUAGAUCAAUGCUGUGUGGCUGCCUGGGUGGUGGAGGAGAGCAGGAAGAUGCCUGGAGCCAAGCCCUCAGUAUUCACUGCGUUAAACAACACAGGUUUGCUAAACCUGGACUAUGGUCAGGAUUUGGAUGCUUUGCUCAUCGCCAAGCCUGCGACCAUGAAAGUUGAGAUGACCGCGAUGUGGCAAGACAAUGUGGGCCGUGCGCUUAUCAAGAGCAGUGCUCCCGCAUCCGGCACUGACGAUGCUGGUGACAUAGAUGAGGCUGAAGUCCUUCACCUCAAGUCUCAAUUGGAGGUUGGGCUUGGCAUUGUGGAGGCAUUCAUGCAGAAGAGGCUCUUGGUAACUGUUGGCAGUCAGCAAGGCAACAUUGCUACCAUGCAACGGAGAGUGCUCCAGGAAGCCAAGAGCAUGUUCGAUGGCGCAGACCUUGAACACAUGCACCACAUCGGGUACGCUGACCUACUGAAGUUGGGGCGGCUUGCAGCCCCAGAUGUGCAGGAACUUGCUGACUGGUGCUACAAGAUCUUGAGCAUCAACCCCAACUUCAGUGUUGUCUUCAUUGCAGCACCAUUGCUGGCUGCAGAGGGGCCGCUCCAGGAUGAGAACACGUUCACGCGAUGUGACUACUGGAAUCUGCUCGCAUGCAAGCCAGCACCGCCCCUGAACAUGAGCGAGUAUGUAGCUUACGAACUGAUGGGCGAACUUCAAGAGACAUGCUUCCUGGGAUGCAGCAGCGAGGCUGUUCAGGCGAGCCCUGUGGUAUUCAACUAUGCAAUGACUCAGAUCAAAGACAAACUUCUGGAGGAUUGGAAGGCAGGCCGCUCAUUGUUUGCGAAGGUGCAGCCGAAGUACAACCCAACACCAGAGGAAACCGUUGGCACUGCAAAGAUCCCCACGCUGAAGAUUUGCAACAUGGUCAAUGGCCACUUGUCCAUUCCGCAGGAGAUGCGACAGAAAUGGCUCAAUGAUCCCAUCAGGAACCCGGAUUGGAGAGUGCGGCUGCACAACUUUGACUCAGUCUUUCAGCCUGUCUCUGAUGCAAACGCAGCCCCGAGAACAGCACCCACCACAAGUGCUGAGAACAUGGACCUUGCUGAGACCAAUGCUGCAGCAAAGGUGGUGACACCGAGUGAGACAAUCCGUGAAGCUCCAGCAGGCAUCACUGUGGAUCAGUUCAAGGCAAAGUACCCCACCCUCACCGCGACGGUGGUGCUGAGCCUUCAGGAGCAGGCGAAGGAUUUUCUCAGCAAAUCGGCGAACGAAAACAAGGCCAUCGAGUUCAGACUUCAAGAUGAGAAGCAAAGGGUUGUCUUUGAAGAAUCCUCAACCACUGGAAAGUUUGACUCCCUGCCAAUGCCUUUCAAGAAGUUGAUGAAUGACUUGGAGAAGGAGGGGCAUCUGGACACUACCAUCGCUGGGCACAAGCUCACACGACCAGCAGCCGUCAUGCGAGGAGAAGAGGCAGACAGGUGA
This is a messenger RNA of Durusdinium trenchii, 2457 nucleotides long. Lineage: Eukaryota; Dinophyceae; Suessiales; Symbiodiniaceae. The record is from the annotation of a GenBank genome assembly.